AGCAAAAUGUUAUUUAACGUGACUUUUGUUUACUAAUUCCAAAAUCGACAGCUACAAAAUCCCCAAAAUCGAGUUGUGACAGGGAAGAUAACAAUAAGGUAAAUGUUAUUUAUGCACUUCGGUCUACUAGAACCAAACCGGUUCACAAACAGUUUAUAUACAAUUAAACUUCUUCUCCAAGUUCUCUUUCUCUCUAGCAUCACCACCACCAUCAUCGUUUAUCAUCAUCAUCACACGGAUUCAGCAAUCUUCGAGUUGAUCUCUCUACCAUUUUAGAUCCUCUCUGAUUUCUGAAAAAAUGGUCUAUAAUUCGUUUUAUCUUCGCCUUCUAGGACAUUAGGACAACAAGGCGACGAAGGUUUAAGAAUUAUAACAUGAAUGUUCAGGAUCACAUGUCGGGACAUCUAUCUGGCCAGGCUCCAAACCAAGGGACAGUGCCGCAGAAUAAUAACGGAAACUCUCAAAUGCAGAACUUAGCUGUUCCUUCAUCAGCUGGUGCUGGUACCAUGGUGGACCCUGAUGUUUUAAAACUCCGACGGCACAUGCUAGUCCUUGUAUUUAAAAUUUUAGAGGAACGACAACCAUCUCCGGGUGAUGCUGCAUCAAAGGCAAAGUAUAUGGAAGUUGCUAGACGCUUAGAGGUGGGGCUGUUUAAGAUGGCAAACACAAAGGAGGAAUACGCCAACGAGUCAACCGUUGAGUCUCGGCUUGCAAGAAUAAUAACCGGCAGAGACUUGAAAAGCUCCAAUCCGGGACAUACUAAUUCUUCUAUGGUUGGAACGAUGGUACCUACGACUACAGGAUUAUCACACGCUGGGGGUAAUCCUAGUUCGAUGGUUACGUCAUCUGCUUGUGCUAGUGUUGUUCCCAUGGUGGACCAUGAUAUUUUGAAAGUUCGAGAGUACAUGCGAACCCUUGUCUUCAGCGAGUUAGAUAAGCGCCAACCAUGUCCAGCCGAUGAUGCAUCAAAGGCUAAGUAUUUACAUGUUGCAAGGCGCCUAGAGGAGGGUCUUUUUAAGACGGCAAACACAAGGGAGGAUUACCUUAACGAGUCGAUCCUUGACUCUCGCUUGGCAACCUUAAUAAGAGGCAGCAAAUUGAAUAAUCAGCAAAAUGCUAAUUCAUCUCCGCCUGGAAUGAUGACUACACUUGCUCCUGAAGUUUCUCCUGAGACCACGAUGGUAAGAGAGAAGGUUUCUGAGAGCGAAGAUGAGUUGGAGACAGCGAUCGCAGAGAAUCUGAAGCUCAUGAGCCUUUACAGCUGAACAUGAUCCGAAGUUUUUUUUUCCAUUACUUCUGUUACAAGCAAUAAGAUGAUCAUCACAUAAGUUACAAAUUGCUUCAGCAUUUGCAUUACCGCAUUGCUGCUUGCUUGUAUAAUUGUAUGAUCGUAUCGUACGUACCAAUGGUAAACCGGGGUUUGAUUUGUUUCGG
This is a messenger RNA of Raphanus sativus (radish), 1434 nucleotides long. RefSeq names its product histone acetyltransferase HAC12-like. Bases 375 to 1265 code for a protein of 296 amino acids. NCBI's taxonomy places the organism in Eukaryota, Viridiplantae, Streptophyta, Magnoliopsida, Brassicales, Brassicaceae. The record is from RefSeq and is a predicted model, not a curated record. The transcript has 7 exons.